UCUCGUGUUGUUCGUGUUUGUUUUCAUUCCGCGUUGCAAAAUUCUACAAACUAGUUUAGUUGUGUAUUUAUGAUGAGCAUAGGAAGAUAAAGGGAGUUGUUGUAGACUUUAUUACAUCACUGUUUGCUUUCUUUUUCUUAACUCUUUCAUUUUCUUCAUCACCGAACAGGUGAAUGCAAUGGGGAGUUCAGCUUUGAAGUUCAUGUCGAACAUGAACUCAAAAAGAAGAGUGGGAAGCAUUUUCUCAAGGAGAAGGACAUUGUUUACUAUGACCAUGCUGAUAUUGAUCUGCUGUCCAUCCUCAACUUGCUAGACAUCUACAAGGAGUGUGGUGGGAAGAUUCCAAAUCCGGCAUUUUUUGGAAAGCUCCUUUUGAUGAAUCAAUGACAGAGAUUACGAGAGAUGAAGACUUAUUAGAAAUGGCCCAAGCAGCUAAUGAAGCUCCUAGGAUCAUUGAACUGUAUGCUAUGGUUGAGCAUGAAGUUCUGGACUUUAUGGAUAGUGAUGACGAAGAAGAUGCAACUCCACCUGCAGAAAAGGAAGUAACUGUUGUUGAGGACGAAGAUGAUGACAAUGAUUAUGAAGGAGAGGAUGAAGAUAGUGACUUUGAGGUCGAUUCUGGGUCGGAUUUUAGCAUUGGUGAUUAUAUAAACUAUGAGAAGAAUGUGAAUUUAGAUGUGGAGGCUGGUAUGGGGGUAGAUGGACGAGGAGAAGACAACCUUGGUGAUGCAGAAGUGGAUGAAGAGGAGUCUGAUCGCGUAGACUCAGAUGAUCGUAGAUCUAUCCACAGUUCGGAGGACAAAUCUGAUGCUUCAUAAGUUCCAGAAUUUCGGGUGGAUCGAGACAUGGAGAGGCCAACCUUUGCCAUUUCUCAAAAAUUCAGCAGCUUUGGUGUGUUGAAGGAUGCACUCAAGCAAUACUCUUUUGUUGAGAAACGACCAAUAUUCUUUAAAAGAAGUGAUGGUAAGUGGCUGCAAGUGAUGUGCGAGCUACCAUGUCAUUGGUACAUAUGGGCAUCCAAGGUGAGGGAUAAAGAUGUUGUGCAGAU
Messenger RNA from Linum trigynum, 1048 nucleotides. The record is from the annotation of a GenBank genome assembly. NCBI's taxonomy places the organism in Eukaryota, Viridiplantae, Streptophyta, Magnoliopsida, Malpighiales, Linaceae.